This is a messenger RNA of Hordeum vulgare subsp. vulgare (domesticated barley), 1422 nucleotides long. Its product is annotated as chalcone synthase-like. The record is from RefSeq and is a predicted model, not a curated record. NCBI's taxonomy places the organism in Eukaryota, Viridiplantae, Streptophyta, Magnoliopsida, Poales, Poaceae. Bases 68 to 1264 code for a protein of 398 amino acids. The transcript is spliced from 2 exons. Gene Ontology annotation, molecular function: acyltransferase activity, transferring groups other than amino-acyl groups. Gene Ontology annotation, biological process: polyketide biosynthetic process.
GAGAAGCCAAGCACAACCUCCAUCUUGAAGCUAGCAUUACGCUCAGGAAGCCAGUGUAGACGUAGGCAUGGGUAGCCAGGGUGAGGUGCCUAGGGUGCAUGGGCAGAAGAAGGCCAUGGGCACGGCCUCCAUCUUGGCCAUAGGAACGGCCAACCCUAGCAACGUGUUGGAGCAGAGCACGUUUCCAGAUUUCUACUUCCGUGUCACCAACAGUGAUCACAAGCAACACCUCAAGGACAAGUUCAGGCGCAUAUGUGAGAAAUCGACCAUCAAGAAGCGGCACCUCUACAUCAACGAGGCACUGCUGGCUGCUAAUCCUGAGAUGGCCACGUACAUGGCGCCUAGCCUGGACAUGCGGCAGGCCAUCAUCUCCGAGAAGGUCCCAGAGCUCGGCGCCGCUGCGGCCACCGCUGCGCUCAAGGAGUGGGGUGGUCGUAUCGAGGACAUCACCCACCUCAUCGUGGGCUCGACGAGCGGCGGCAGCGACAUGCCCGGCGCCGACUACCACAUCAUGCGGCUCCUCGGCCUCUCCCCCUCCGUCCGGCGCGUCGCACUCUACCACCAGGGCUGCUUCGUGGGCGCGGCGGCGCUGCGCCUGGCCAAGGACCUCGCCGAGAACAACGGCGGGGCACGCGUGCUGGCCGUGUGCGUGGAGACCAACCUCAUGUACUUCCGCGGCGUCGACGACGCCCACAUGGACAACCUGGUCUGCCAGGCCCUCUUCGGGGACGGGGCGUCCGCCAUCGUCGUCGGGGCCGACGCCGACCCGGCCGCGGAGAAGCCGCUGUUCGACGUCGUGCACGCGACGCAGCACCUCAUACCGGAGACCGGCAGCGCCAUUCAGGGGCUCAUCCGGGAGGUGGGCCUGACCUUCGGCCUCAUCAGCGAGGUCCCGUCGCUCAUCGCGAAAAAUAUCGAGGCCGGCCUCCAGGACACGCUCGACGGCGCAGGCGUCGCUGACGGCGCCGACAGGAACUCCAUGUUCUGGGCGGUGCACCCCGGGGGGCGCGCGAUCCUCGACAAGGUGGAGGCGGCGCUGGGACUUGAGCCGGAGAAGAUGCGGGCGUCCCGGAAGGUGCUGGCCGAGUACGGGAAUAUGGGCAGCGCGUGCGCGUGGUUCGUCCUCGACGAGAUACGGCGGUGGUCGGCGGCGGAGGGAUGCGGUACCACCGGAGAGGGGUGCGAGUGGGGCGUCCUGUUUGGCUUCGGCCCGGGGCUCACCAUGGACACCGUCUUGCUACGUAGCCGUGCCGCGCACACCUAGCUAGCAUUCUUCCUCGAAACCGUUCCACCGUAAUUGCGCCGGCGUGCAUGUACUCGUGCUGUAGUCGUUUGUGUGUUUUCUUAUUGCGAGUUGCACGAAUACUAUCUUUCUUUAUCUAUCUCUAUUCUUCCUUAAUAAUAAAGCAUGGACCGCUUCUG